AACAUCGCCGGCAGUCGCGCGCGCGUCGUCGCAACGAUAGGUCACAACGUUACCACAUAACGUAGUCUAGUACAUAUUACUAAGUAUAGAUAUUCUCGCGUUUCGUUAUAAUAGCCAUGGUUACAGCCGGCUUCAAAAUAUUAGUCAAUUUACUAAUCGCUGUAAACAUCCGACACAUACAAGCAUGUCCCCUAGAAGACGUAGAACUGAAAGCAGCGUACAAAUCAGGAGAGAUCCACGACCAGGACCCUCCGAUUACACUAGAAAAGAUCAAGACUAAGCUGAAAGAGAGUGAGAUCUUCGACUGGGAGGACCCGGGUCUUACUGAGAGGGAGAAGAAAGAGAUGAGCAAGCUGUUUGAUACUGUUGAGAUUAUGACGACAUCGAGGACCCGUCAGCCGUCCAGCGUACAAAACAUGUUCUCAUCACUACGUUUAGUAGAAAGAGUGGUUAAAAAGCAACUGAAAGAGGGGCAGAUCUCUGAAGCUUUAGCUGCUAAAUUCAAUUGGGAUAAACUCGCAAUCACAUCCCUACCAUAAGCAAUAGAUCGAAUCGUCAAAGGCGCGAGAAACCAUCGUACUUAUUGGACAAAACGACCAACAUGAGAAUUUUUAAUAUUCACUAAUUUUUUUUUGUGUAGUUGUAGGAUUAAAGUAAGGCUGGGUCGCAUCAAUUAGAAGUUGUAGAUUCAUCGAUAUAAUUGUCGAUAAGUUUUUAUCGAACUGUUAUACAGGACUAUUUUUUAUUAAAUAAGAAAACGGUAUGAGACCUUUUGUAUGUUAAUUUAUUUCAACUUUUGUAAGACAUAGGUGAUUUAUAUUCAUAAUUAAACGAGUAUGUCACAUGACUGGUUGAUAAGAUUAAGAUUGAUGCGAAUCAGUAAAUUAUUUUUUAUUUAUUUUUGACUGAUGUACGAUAUACUUUUUUUACUAACAAAUAAAGUG
This is a messenger RNA of Helicoverpa armigera (cotton bollworm), 944 nucleotides long. RefSeq lists its product as uncharacterized. The transcript has 6 exons. The coding region runs from base 117 to 539 and encodes 140 amino acids. The record is from RefSeq and is a predicted model, not a curated record. NCBI's taxonomy places the organism in Eukaryota, Metazoa, Arthropoda, Insecta, Lepidoptera, Noctuidae.